AUGACAGAAUUGGAUGCCGAAAACCAAAUUUUUAAGGAUGUACAUCCUCGGAUAGCUCCUGUUGAUGCUUCAACAUUUGAAUAUGCACCUGAUAGCCUAAUAUAUGCAGUUAAAAAGAAAAAUAAAAAUGAUCUCGAUCGUUUACUUGCUAGUGGUUUUCAAAUCAACAGCAGAGAUUCAGAAGAUGUAUCGUUACUUCAUUAUGCUGUUAAAACUGGUGAUCCUGAAUUUUUUGAAUACGUUAUUUCCAAAAACCCUCAUGUAAAUGUAGUUUCCAGGGAUGAAACAAUUCUCAUGACAGCAGCAAGUAAAAAGAAUGAGCAGAUUAUACGUAUUUUAAUUGAAAAAGGUGCGACUCAAGAUUACGUAACAGCAAAAGGAAAAAUUGCCUUAGAUUUUGGCAAUGAAUCUGCUAGAAAGGUGCUUGUUAACUAUACAGGUGAUGAUUUAAAGUCAAAGCGCAAAAUAUGUGAAGCAGCUAGAGAAAAUAAUACAGAAGAAGUUCUAUAUCUACUUGCAAAAGGCUCUUCUAUCAACGAAAAGGAUAAAGAUGGUAUGACGCCAUACUUAUAUGCUUGCAAAAAUGGCAAUCUUAGCCUAUUAUCAAUCCUCACGAAACUUGGAUGCAAUGAAGAAGUAUCUGAUAAUGACGGUAACAACGGAGCGUUUUUAGCUACUCUAAAUAGACAGCACAAAAUUCUCAAAUUCUUAUAUUUACGUGGCAUUGAUUUUAAAUUUGCUAUUAAAGGCGAAACUAUGCUACAUGUUGCUAUAAUUAAUAACGAUUUCGAUACUGUGAAGUAUCUACUUGAUCUUAAAUUUGAUCAAUCUAUCAGAAACAAAGAUGGAUUGGGUUCAUUAUUUUAUGCAAUUUCGCUCGAUAGAGAUAAAAUUAUCCCUCUCCUCUACAACGAGAAGUCAAAGGAUGAGACAUAUAAUGACAUGAAUCCUGUGAUGUUUGCAGUCGAGAAAAACCGACUCAACACUGUAAAAAAGCUCGUUGAACUUAAAAGUGACACCAGAUAUCGAAAUCAGCAAGGAUUUGAUUCAUUCACUCAAGCCGUUAAGAAUGGUUUUAUCGAUAUAGCCAACUUUUUGAUAGAAUCUGGAAUUGAUGUCAACGAAAACGGUCCUGGAGGUGACUCUGCCUUAAUGACCGCAAUUAGAUACUCAAACUUGGAGAUGCAGAAAUUUAUCCUGUAUAAAAACUGUUCACUCACGACUGAAAACAAAACAGGAGAGAAUUGCUAUCAAUAUUGCGUUCUCUACAAGAAAUAUGAUAUUAUAAAUCUUCUACUUCAAAAAGUUAAUGAUGAUCAAACAUACAAAAUGGCAAGGAAGUCACUCUACAUGGCAAUCGAAGCAAAUGAUUUUGAUUCCACAAAGAUUCUCCUUGAUUUCUUCAAUCGUGAAAAUAAAGAUCCAUAUGAUUGUCUUGUGAAAUACGCGAAGACGCAAGAGAUGCGAGCACUUCUAAUUAAAGCUGACCAAAAUGAUGUAAAGCUAAAAGUUAAAAAGGGUAGAACAAUAUUUGAUAGCUGCUCAGAAAAUUUUGUUCAGGAAAUCAAAUAUUUUAUAGUUCAAAACGAAGGAAACUUAGAAAUGCGUAAUCCUAGCGGAUGGACUCCAUUAAUUAUGGCGGCUGGUUGCGGACAAAUAGAUUCUGUUAAAUACCUUGUAUCAAUCGGCGCUGACAGAUUUGCCAAAACAAACGGCGGUUCAACAGCUAUUUCAAUCGCAACUCAGUAUGGAUAUACCAAAAUAAUUGACUAUUUAAUGUCAGUUGGCCUCAGUCCAAACGAUUUCGUUUCUGGUGGUCAAAAUUGCUUAUGUUUGGCAGCAUCUGAAGGAAAAAUUGAUGUCGUAAGGUUCCUCGUUGAAGAAAAAUCUAUUGACAUCAAUGAGAAAAAUCAAUACGGCAAGAAAGCCAUCUUCUGUGCAACAGAAAAAGGCAGAAAUGAAGUCGUUCAGUAUUUAAUCUCAAAAGGAGCUGAUGUCAAUGAUAUCGGCUUUGAUGGAAUUCCUCUUGCUUUUCUUGCAUAUCAGAAAGGGCAAAAUGAGGUUUACAAAACAUUAAUAGAAAACGGUGCGCAAACAAAUGUUAACGAUAAGAAUGGCCUAAAUAUGUUUCAUUAUGCCGCAACGAGAAAUGAUAUUGAAACAGCUCAGAAAUGUAUCGAAAGCGGUGCCGAUAUCAAUGAAGCCAGAGAAUCAGAUCAUCUGACACCAUACCUUAUAGCUUGUUACAGCGGAUCACUUGAAUUCUUGCAAUUCCUGGAACAGAAAGGUGCUGUUUUUGAUUUGGAAAGUUGUAAUGGCGUUGGUCCCCUUUAUGCAGCAAGCGAGGGUGGUCAUUUAAACGUUGUUCAAUAUUUAAUAGAAGUCAAGAAUAUUACAAGUAAAAAGGAUAUCCAUGGAAUGACACCACUUCUUGUAGCAUGCAAAUUUGGUCAUGAAAAUAUUGUUGAUUAUUUAUUGACCAAAGGCUCUGAUUAUAGUGAGCGAGAUAAUGAAAACUGCAGCGCCCUUUAUUAUGCAUGCCAAAAUGGAUCAUUAUCACUUGUCAAAAAACUUGUGGAAUCGAAGAAAUUUGAUGUUAAUGAAAAAUGCUGGAAUGGAAACACUUGUUUGCAUGUAGCUUGUCUCAACGGAAAUGCAGAUGUAGUGAAAUAUUUGAUUAGGAAGAAAGCAUCCCUUGAUCAACGUACAAAAAGUGAUAGUUUGCCGAUUCACCUAGCUGCUCAAAAUAAUCAUUCAGGUGUUUUGAAAGUUUUACUGAAUGCUAAUAAAGAGAUGAUAGAUGAAAGAGGAUAUAACUACAACACUCCUUUAACCAUUGCAUGCCUGAAUGAAGCCUAUGAAGCGGCAAAGUUUUUAUUACAAAAUGGUGCCAAAAUCAAUGCAAGAAACGCAACAAGGCUCUCUGUGAUGCACCUUGCUGCUGCAGAAGGCAGAAUUUAUUUAAUAAGAGAACUCCUCAAGCUUGGUUUCGACGUUAACGAGAAACUAGAUAAUGAAACUCCUCUUGGUAGGGCAUCAAUGCAUUGUCAAUGGGAUACUGUUACAUUUUUGCUUUCAAAUGGAGCUGUAAAAGAAAAUACAAAGGCAUAUUCAGCACUCCAUAGAUGUGUUGCUGAAGAUAGAAUGAGUCAUUUCAAGAAGCUAUUAACACUUGGAUUCAAGAUGGAAGAAAAAGGAAUCAAAGGAAGAACACCUAUUGUCACUGCUAUUCUCAACAAAAACAUGGAUUUCAUUGACUAUUUUAUUGAAAACAAUGUCGAAUUAAACGCGAAAGAUGAUGAAAACAUGACUCCAAUUUAUCAUGCAAUAACUGUUGGCUCUAAAGAUAUUCUUGAAAAAUUGAUUCAGAAUGGAUCUCUUGUAAAUUAUCAAAGACUUCAAGAUACUCCUGUUAUGUUUGCUAUUUCUAAUUCAAAUUCAGAGAUGCUCAAAAUCCUCUUGGACAAUGGAGCAGAUCCGAAUCUUGACUCUAAAAUUGGAAAAUUCCCGGCCCAUUUCGCUGUCCUCAAGGAUGAUUCGAAUUUUCUUCAGAUAUUAUCUGGUUAUGAAACAAACUAUAAUGUCAAAGAUAGAGAAUUUGAAUUUUCUCCACUUGUAAUGUUAAUAGUUAAUAAAAAGGAAGUCAACACUAAGUAG
Messenger RNA from Trichomonas vaginalis G3, 3657 nucleotides. RefSeq names its product ankyrin repeat-containing family. Gene Ontology annotation, molecular function: protein binding. Lineage: Eukaryota; Parabasalia; Trichomonadida; Trichomonadidae. The transcript has a single exon. The record is from RefSeq and is a predicted model, not a curated record. Bases 1 to 3657 code for a protein of 1218 amino acids.